AUGCAGCUGGUCAUAUCAUGUGCGUGCUUUAUCUCUUCUCUAGCUAUAAUAAGUGCGAAAUUUAACUCUGAAUCAAAAUACGAAGAGAAACAAUAUGUUAGGUAAGUAGUUAACGGUGUGUCAGCGCGAACAUACGAAAAUAGUUUUAAUUUCUCGCCGAGAAACUCUAUUUGACUGAGUAUCGAGCGAGCCCAGGUUUAAACGUCUUGUUUAAAAUUAAUUUUUCUCAGUUUCGAGUGGUGGGUAUUCUGCGCAUUGAGUUUCUCCAUGAUCAUCAACACGGUUACUGCGAUGUAUGCACUUUCUGAGCAUAACAGGAUGCUCUUGGUUCCUCAUAUAGUAGUUCUGGUAGGCUGUAAGCAUGAUUAAUGUAAUCAGAACGUAUAGAUUCUCUGUAAUACACUGGCUUGUUAUGUACUGCAUUACACUGUUUUAAAUUUUGAUGCAACUGAUUUCAAUUGGCACAUAGGAUUGCUAACCAUUAUAUUCACAGGUCGCCUAAAUCUCAGACAAUAUUUUAAAUUGAAAAUUUAAGAAAGUUUUUUAUUUUCCUGCCUAGUCUUCGAAGUUCGUACAAUGCGGUCGAUGAGUUGA
Caenorhabditis sp. 36 PRJEB53466 is the source of this 594-nucleotide messenger RNA. NCBI's taxonomy places the organism in Eukaryota, Metazoa, Nematoda, Chromadorea, Rhabditida, Rhabditidae. The record is from the annotation of a GenBank genome assembly.